Molecule: messenger RNA, 657 nt
Organism: Penicillium argentinense
Lineage: Eukaryota; Fungi; Ascomycota; Eurotiomycetes; Eurotiales; Aspergillaceae
Product: flavin-linked sulfhydryl oxidase ERV2
Exons: 4
Coding region: 1-657 (218 amino acids)
Cellular component (GO): mitochondrion
Molecular function (GO): flavin adenine dinucleotide binding; flavin-dependent sulfhydryl oxidase activity
Source: RefSeq, a predicted model, not a curated record
AUGGCAACUCGCCAAAUCACCCGCCGUCUCGCCGUCGGCGCCGCCGUCGCAGUUACCAUCGUCUUCCUCCUCUUCUUCCCACCGCAGGGUCCGGCCAGCCCCGCGAUUCGCGCCCCGGGCCACAUCACGCAUACCACCGGAGACUCGCGCAUCACUAUUCAAGACUCGACGGUGAUGGGCGACGUUGUGAUGCCGAAGUUGGGCAAUGCGACAGCUAAAGCUGAGCUAGGACGUGCGACAUGGAAAUACUUUCAUACGGUUAUGGCUCGUUUCCCUGAGAACCCGACGGAUGAUCAGCAGGAUGCACUGAGAUCGUACAUUCAUCUUUUUGCGCGGCUUUAUCCUUGUGGCGAAUGCGCUGAACAUUUCCAGCAACAUCUGGUCAAGUACCCGCCGCAGGUCUCUUCGCGCAAGGCUGCGUCUGGAUGGGCUUGCUUUAUUCACAAUGAGGUCAAUGCCAUGCUCGAAAAGCCUGAAUUCGACUGCAAUAAUCUGGGCGCGUUCUAUGAUUGCGGAUGCGCCGAGGAAGAGGGAGAAGCUGGCAAUGAACCCUCCGGCAGUAGCCACUCUUCUGCGACUCGUGCGGACACGAAGAGUGACUCUGCGCAUGAGCAUUUGGCCGUGGAGAUCUCCAAGGAAGCAACAACCCGUGGUUGA